This is a messenger RNA of Aplosporella prunicola CBS 121167, 330 nucleotides long. RefSeq lists its product as uncharacterized. The transcript has a single exon. Lineage: Eukaryota; Fungi; Ascomycota; Dothideomycetes; Botryosphaeriales; Aplosporellaceae. The annotation marks the transcript as partial. The record is from RefSeq and is a predicted model, not a curated record.
AUGGCCCCUCCAAUCACGCACAUCGUCCUCUUCCGAUACAAGCCCGACAUCUCCUGGGCGCAGCUAGAGGAGCACUUCGCAACGUUCGCAGCGCUGCGCACGCGGUGCACGCACCCCUCCACAGGGCAGCCAUACAUGCUCUCGCUGCGCAUGGGCAAAAACAUGUCGUGGGAGCCGUUCGCAAAAGGCAUGACGCACGGGUUCGUGCUCGAGUUCGCCUCGCAAGAACACCUCGACUACUACCUGCUCGAAGACCCGGUGCACCGCGCCUUCUCGGCCGGCGCCGCGCAGCUGCUCGAAGAUAGCCUCGUCGUCGACGUCCAUGACGGG